Molecule: messenger RNA, 3632 nt
Organism: Bemisia tabaci
Lineage: Eukaryota; Metazoa; Arthropoda; Insecta; Hemiptera; Aleyrodidae
Gene: Mppe
Product: Metallophosphoesterase
Biological process (GO): GPI anchor biosynthetic process
Cellular component (GO): endoplasmic reticulum
Molecular function (GO): hydrolase activity
Source: RefSeq, a predicted model, not a curated record
UGAUUUUGCUGAUAGUGAUAAUAGUGAUUGUGGUCGCUGGUCAGGUUUUUCGGCGACGAAAGUUUAAUUGUUCUCGAUAGUAAUCUCGUUAAAUUUUAAAUUAAUCGAGUAUUUCAGUUAAUUUGAUUUGAUUUAAAUGAGCAACGUUAUAUCUGUAACAAGUAUGUGAUGGUUUCCAAACUUCUUUUGAAAAAUGGCUGUUAUUUCCUGUUCAAGAAGCUAUUCACAAACCGAUUCUUUUGCUCCAAAAGUUGUCUUCUAUGGAUUUGGUUGAACCCAUGGUAUGUCCUGUUUUCACUUGGUUUUGCACUCAUUGUUUUCAAUGAAUGGAUGGCAUAUGCUUUUUUACCACUCAGAUGGCCUACACUAAAAUGUGGUCACACGCAUCCAUGUCUGAAAGUAUUAUUUGUGGCUGACCCACAGAUUCUGGGGGAGAUUGAUGAAACAGCAUUUGCCCGAUGGGACUGUGAUAGGUACUUACAUAGAACAUUUAUGGUUGCAAAAUCUUAUGCAGAGCCUGACAUAAUUGUAUUUCUGGGCGACCUAAUGGACGAAGGAAGCAGAGCCACUGCUGCUGAAUAUGAGCGUUAUCUAGCCAGAUUCAAAAAAAUUUUCAGCCUCUCCUCCUUUCAGCCAAAUCAGACUAUAUUUCUCCCUGGAGAUAAUGAUAUUGGAGGGGAAGAUGAACCAAUUACCAAAAUAAAAGUUGAAAGGUAUAAGAAACAUUUUGGUUCCAUCACCGACUUUUCCUACAGCCAUUUGGAGUUUAUCAAGGUGAAUAAAAUGCUCAGAACAUACCCUGAUGUCCCGCAAGAAAAAAAAGAAAAUUGGUUGCGUUUCGUUCUAUCUCACAUACCUCUUCUAGGCAUUCCAGGAACAUUCUCCUAUGAGGCGUUAAAUGAACUGAAACCAGAUUUCAUUUUCUCCGCUCAUGAUCACAAAUCGGUGCAUCUAGUGGGAAAUACAAAAACUGGAGAGAGAAGUUUCAUACAGCCAUUGGUCUCUAACAGAUUUGCAGGGCAUCAUCCGUCUUGGAUUUUUUUCCCCCCAUCUAGGGAUACCGUCAAUGAAAUAAUCAUUCCAACAUGUUCCUAUCGCAUGGGAAGCAACUUCAUGGCAUAUGCUACAGCAUACAUAGAUACUCAAAGGAACGUAAUUCAUUACUCCCUACUCACUCUUCCAUCCAGACUGCUUCACCUUUUCUCAUACCUGUUUUUCUUUACAAUUUGUUUUCUUGUGUCCAUCAUUCAGUACCUAUCACACCUAUGCAGGCAGCCACAGAUCAAGUACGUUCAAAUUCGUAGUGAUUAAUAUUUUUGAAACUCUUUUACUUAAUACUCUUAUGAAUAUUGAGCAAAUUUUAUUUAUAUUUUAUUCAUAUUUUUUGGUUAUUGUAAUUUUUUUGUUGUUAUAUUUAGUAUAAUUUGUUAUCUCUCAGGGUAUCCAUGAUUUUACAUCCUGCCAGUCUAAGAUAAAUACUGUUUUUAUAAAUGUCUAUGUUACAAUGUCAUAGUUCUCAAAUCCUAGGGUUGAACUAACUUUUCACGACCUCAAUUUUUACUGCUAUUUGACUGCAUCGACAGUUUUUAACAAAUUGCAAAUUUAUAACAAUGGACCAUUUGACAAGGUUUAUGUAGAACACUAUUUGUAUAACAAAAGUCACUAGAAGUAACUUCUUACCCAGGUAUUACCGUUUUUUGGAGCAUUAAUUUAAUUCAAACUUCCUGCUCUUAAAAAAAGAAUGAAAAAAAAGAACAAAUAAUCUACUUGAGUUAAAUUGUACUCUAAACGCUGCUGUAAUAGUCUUUGCAGUAUGAAAAUGUGACAACCUCAAUAUCGGCAUUUCAGUCUAGCUAAUGCAAGUUGUUCAUAUUUUGGAGUACAUAGGGUGGGGAAGAAAUUUUGCAUAUCGAGAUGCUUGCCAAAACCGUUGUAGUGUAUUUGAUUCAAGUAGAGUCAGAUUUUUGAUGUGAGCAGGAAAUUCUCAUUUUUUAUGACCAACGCUAAAUGGGAACCUUAUUAUCUUGGUUGCAAGUUAUUUCCAUUAACUUUUAUUGCUUAAAUUGCAAUCUAAGUGCAGUUUGUAAGAGGAUACAUGUAUCAGAAUGUUUAAAUUCGUACCUUGUAUGGUGGUCCAUUGAGUCUACUCUUUCCAAGCACAACUUUCUAUUCUGGGGUAGCAUUUUUUAUUAUUUCAGAUAAUAGAUUAUCAAAAUACAACUAUGUAAUUACGUCUUUUACUUCAAGUUUGAUAAAGGACAAAUAAGUGUCAUCCGACAAAUAGGAAGGUCCUGGAUCAAAAGGGAUUUUUUUUUCUUUUUUUAAGCUCUACUCAUUUUAAGUGUUAAAGUUAAAUCAAAGAUGAAUCUGAUUGCUGCAUUCCAGUCACAGGUUCGCACUUUUUAGUGUGAACAACAGCUAGGUGAAGUAAAAUUUUUUUCUGCUGUAAGAAACUGAAAAAGCAACUUUUCUUGUCAAACUUUUAGGUUGCAUCUCCUCAUUCCAAAAUCCUCAAUUCAAAUUAUUUCAUUCGCAACACUCGAUGGUGAUUUCUCUUACUGCUAUCGACUGACUCAAUCUCGCAUGAUUUUCUCACAAUUAAAGUGAAAAUAAUGUUGCUUGGUUUUUUUUCUCCCAAGAAUUAAUUAUAAAGGUAAUCUAUCAAGGUAAAUUACAAGACAUAAAAUAUUGUGAUUUCAAUUAAAUUUUAUGAAGUGAAGUUAUGUGUUAGGAAUGUUAACCCAGUAACUGCGAGUAGUUUUUCAACCUAUGAAGUUAAUUAGAAAAGAAGUGGGGAAUGUGUACACAGUUAUCUGAAUGGACCUUAUGACAAACUGCGUUUAACUGACAAGUAGCAACAGGCUGAGUUUAAUUGAUUCAUUAUUUAUUCUUUUAUUUAAAUGUUGGGUCUGUGAAGAUUUGCACAAUAGAAAUUUGUCAGGUCAACUCUGAAGCAAGAAAUUCAUUUUCUUAGUCAGCAUGGCUUUUGACAAAUUACAAAGUCCAGCCAUGAAAGAAAGAGACUCUCUUUCUCUCAUGGUCCAGCCCAGUAGAAGACCUAACUCCAAUGAGUUAAAAUGACUAUUAAGAAUGAACUUAUCUGUUUUGCAAGUGACCUCUCUUGAGUUUUAGUGAUCUUGUGUGUUUUACAUGAUGUAGAAUGCUCUGAUUAAUGAUUUGAGAGAAAUAAGCUCUCAGACAAUUUCAUCGAUUGCAAAAUAUCUAAACAUUUGUUAAGUUCGCCAUUUGACAAGAGUUGAAUUUGGUUUUUUCAUUACGUAGAUAUUUUAAUUCAUGGUCCGAAAACGUUAAAUUCUUGCAUCAGAAUUAUUCCAAGAAAUUAUCAUUGUGUAAAUUAUUUUUUAAUUUUGUAAAAGAAAAAUGUUGCAUAAUGUUUCUGUAGACACAGUGUAGUGCUUCAUUUUAUAUUGUGUGUUGACUUUGAAUCGUGAGUGAGAUUAAAAUUGUUUUUAUCUCAAGUGCAGUAGGUACUCUAAAGUGCAGGAGUUAGAUUCCAAUUUUGAACUGUCCAUAACAUAAUGGUAGAUUUUAAGAGCUUUUUGUGAUAACUGGUUAAAAUAUAUUUCGGACAAAUUUGGCUAGCAAAAUUUAAUUAAAUUUUUAUACUUCAA